UAGCUUUAAUUACGUUUGCAUUAUAUCCUUUUUACUGUUACAUACGUAUGAAUUGAUGUGGAUGUUGUGUCAAGUAUAUUAAAUUAUAUAGUAUUUAUCGAAAUUGUGUUCUUUUCGUGAUUUCAUAUAAUGUAUGUGACACGUGAACACCGAGUAAAUAUUGAAGCACUGCAAAUAAUUAAAUUACAAUUUAACGUCUGUUAACGUUAAUAAUAUUCACUCGAUAAUAUCAUGACUAUUAAAUGAUAUAAAAGACAAGCAUUAGGAAAAGUAUAACGAAAGCUAUGGAAGAUAUCAAUGCAAAGAGAGAUGCUAGAAGAAGACGAAUUUUGGAAAACUCGGAGAGACGUUUGUUGAAGAUUACUGGCCGAAAUGGUAAUACCAGAUCAGAAGAUACAUCUAGUCAAUAUUCGUUUCCCUAUAGCGAGGUACAAACAGAUAUCUCACAACCAAAUGUAAAUGGUGCAGUAUUAGACAGGUGUAACGAUGAAAUUAAUACCGCGAAUGUUUUCAAUUCUGAUGAUAUUUGGAACAGUACGUCGACCACUUUCAAAAAUAGAUACGAUACAAGAACCGAAGUCGAAAAUAUUCACUGUACUCCUAAUUAUACAAAAUUGUUACUACCUGGAUUAUUAACAAGUCGUAUAAAUUAUAUAUUGCUAGCCUUUGUUAUCAACAUUCUACUUGUGUUAGAAGUGGAUUAUUUAUUUGGAAAGACAAUUGCAAUACCAUACUUUCCAAUAAUGAUGGGACGUCUGUACAGUUGUAAAAAUACACAAGAAACACAAAAUGGUAGUCUACUGUAUGCUGCUUUGAUUUUAUGUAACAUUAAACCUGAAUUAACUUACCAGUUGAAAAAAAUUGUGUCAAUGAUCCAUAUGAUACUUGGAGAUUUAGCUUUAUACAUUUUUAGUUUCACCCUAACAUAUUAUGCGUUUUUAUAUUAUUUUCACGAAACAGAUAUUUUAAUUAAUUUAAAUGUAUGAAUAGCAUUACAUUUGAAAUACAAAUGGACAAAACGUUUAUCCUGAGAA
Molecule: messenger RNA, 1034 nt
Organism: Hylaeus volcanicus
Lineage: Eukaryota; Metazoa; Arthropoda; Insecta; Hymenoptera; Colletidae
Exons: 4
Coding region: 285-986 (233 amino acids)
Biological process (GO): tail-anchored membrane protein insertion into ER membrane
Cellular component (GO): GET complex
Source: RefSeq, a predicted model, not a curated record